Hypanus sabinus (Atlantic stingray) is the source of this 1564-nucleotide messenger RNA. It is a transcript of the gene mrps33, whose product is annotated as mitochondrial ribosomal protein S33. The record is from RefSeq and is a predicted model, not a curated record. The transcript has 3 exons. Gene Ontology annotation, cellular component: mitochondrion. Bases 155 to 475 code for a protein of 106 amino acids. Lineage: Eukaryota; Metazoa; Chordata; Chondrichthyes; Myliobatiformes; Dasyatidae.
CGGCGGAAGCAAUGGGUGCAGGGCACAAGUGUGAAACGCAAGGUGAGGCGGAACGUGAAGAGAGAGCUUGUGUAGCUUCGAUUUGGAAUAAAGAACUGAGCCUGCUUUGGGAAUUGCUCUCAGGGACCGCUACUGUUGUUCCCGAGAAGCAGUGAUGUCGACGCUGUCCAAUUAUGGGCGGCGCAUGAUGCGCCUUAGUGCACAGAUAUUUCAGGAGGUGGUACAACCUACUGAUGAGCGGUCGAUGAAGGUGGUAAAGCUGUUCAGUGAGCAGCCACUGGCACUACGGAAAGAGGUAUUUGACUGGUACCCACAACAUAACCACUACUACACCUUGAUGCAGAGGCUGCGAUUCAUGGGUUUAUACAGAGAUGAGCAUGAGGAUUUCAAAGAUGAAAUGAAACGGCUGAGGAAGUUGCGAGGCAAAGGGAAGCCAAAGAAAGGAGAAGGGAAGCGAGCCCUGAAGAAGAAAUAGGGGCCAGAUCUGGCCAGACCACAGUCCUCUCUUUGUCCAGUCACAUCUGCCUACCUGUCUGUUGCUCUACAGUCCCUUCUUGUUCUUUGCAACACAUACCAAAUUUAGUUUUGUCACCUUCCUUUUAAUUCCCUCUCUGCUGUUGUAGGGAGUGCUGUGUUUCUGGUCCUCAAAGCAGCAAAGUUUAGAUGUAAGGAGCAAGUCUAAGAUGAAUUACCUGUGUCCCAGCUGGUCUGGUUGGAUGGGAGUAUUAAUCCACAGAGAGAGGACGAGGUCAGGAAUUCCUGAUGUGUACUUUUAGAAUAACCUCAACCUGCAUGCUACAGUUUAAGGAUUUCUGGAUUGGAACUUCAAAUCUGCCAGAGAUUCGAAUACAAUUCAACAAGCCAGAAAUGGGCAUUCUAUGGGGUUAAUACUGCGGUGACCCCUCAAUAUUCAUAGCUCAUACUCCUUCAAGGGGAAGCACUAGGCACCCAUGGGAACAGUUUAAAUGAGGUGCUUUGGGAUUAAGAUUGAAGAGAAAGAUUUUGACCAUUUUUACAGCAGCAGUUGUCAUAUGCACUGCCCAGAACAAUAGAGAAAGAAUGAUGAAUGAGGGAGCACUGAUGAACAAUGCCACAGCUACAGCUCUCCUCAUCAGACACUGCAGUGCCACUUUCAGUUGUGUGGCUGUGGAAAGCAGCAUGAGUCUUGCUAACCCCUUCCAUCCCACUGCCUCUUCCAUUGUUUGUCCGUUCAGCACGACAUUGACUCAGUUCCUGAAUGACAGCCACAUCAAGAUUUACCAGUGAAUGCCUGAGAGAGGGAAUUAUAGCUUUAAUAUGCUCAGGGAGCAUUGUGUAUUCUAAUCUUCGAACUGAUGGAACCACAACCAGUUUUUCAGCCACAGAACACUUAACAAUCUGAAAUGGUUCUAAAUGUUAUUUUCUAUCUGUACAAUGGCCUGUGAUCCAUGGCAGUUUAUAACUGGCUUGUAACCAAACGUGUGUGUAAAGGAUUAGUGGAUUUUGACCCCGGACACCUAAUGCCACUGAAAUGCAAUGCAAAUACAGCUGGUGACUCUGCUGUUGUAAUAAAUGGUGAAAUGUG